This is a messenger RNA of Silurus meridionalis, 1178 nucleotides long. RefSeq names its product growth associated protein 43 (gene gap43). The transcript has 3 exons. Gene Ontology annotation, biological process: regulation of growth. Gene Ontology annotation, molecular function: protein binding. The record is from RefSeq and is a predicted model, not a curated record. Lineage: Eukaryota; Metazoa; Chordata; Actinopteri; Siluriformes; Siluridae. The coding region runs from base 302 to 973 and encodes 223 amino acids.
GGUGCACUCAUUGUCGCCUCGGAGCUUGAGAGCGAGUGAGCAACCAGCCUUGGUGGUGUGUGUGUGAGAGAGAGAAGGAAAGAGAGAGAGAAAGAGAGAGAGAUUGGGCCUGACUGUAAUGACUAAAAGCAUCAGACGACUCAGCUGUUACAGCCCAAGAGUGUGUGAGUGAACGAGGGAGUGUGUGCGAGUGUGUGUGAGCGCGAGCGCGCAAGACAGAGCGAGAGCGAGCGCGAGAGAGAAGUGCAAAAAAGGGAAGAAGGGAAGAAGGCGGCAGAAAAAAGGGAAGGAUACCACAAGCAUGCUGUGCUGUAUAAGAAGAACAAAGCCGGUGGAGAAGACCGAAGAUGCUGACCAGGAGAUCAAGCAAGAUGGCACCAAACCAGAAGACAAAGCCCACAAGGCUGCUACCAAGAUUCAGGCAAGCUUCCGUGGACACAUAAUCCGGAAAAAAAUGAAGGAUGAUGACAAGGAGGAGGACAGUCCCGCGGCUGAUUCUAAGCCAGAAGAAAACGAGGGAGAAAAGAAAGAGGAGGAGAAAGCUGUUUCUCCCACUGCAGAGAAACAAGACGAAGCUGCCAAGAAUGAGGAAAAAGCCAAAAGUCCCACUAACUCUCCAGCAGCAGAGGACAACAAGGCCGAAGCUCCUGCCACUUCCCCUUCAGAACCUAAACAGGAUGUGAAGGAAGAACCAAAGGAAGCAGAGAAGCCUAAAGAAGCAGAAAGCACUGAGGCCAAUGGCUCAGAGAAGCCAUCAGAGAAUGUAGAUGCAGAAAAGAUAGAGGAGGAAAAGGAGGAGGAGAAGGCAGAAGCCAAACAAGCCGAAGUGCCUGCCACUGCUAACGAGACAGCCGAUUGUGAAGCUGAAGAUAACCAGACGCAAGACAAACCAGAUGCUGCAGAAGACUCCGAGCAGGCAGAAGGCGGCGAAUCAGAGGCGGCGAAGGAAGACGACAAGGGCGAGAGCGCUUAAAGAGAACCGGAGAAGUAACACGAUAAGAGAUCAUUACAAAAAAAAAGAAAAAAAAACAAAGAAAAAGAAAAACGGUUGCUCUUUGCCCUCUGAUUGUGGAGAUGGUCCGUUUUAAUUCGUUUGGUCCUAUAUAUUUUCUUUCUCGUGUGGCAAAAUGAAUUUCUUACAUCUACGGGUGGGGUUUGUCCAGGGGCGGUGGGGGAAG